CCCUCUACUUUGGAGUCUCAAACAGUCUGGCCUUCUAGCUAGAAAUCUGCAGCAGGGGAUGGCCCAUUUAAAAGCUGACCUAUUUAAAACCCAUGAGCACUGAGAAAAAGAAAAAACACGGGGUCAAUCUGAUUUGAGUCUUCUUUUCUAUGCAAGGCUGGAACCUGAAAACUAAAUUGGUCAGGGACUGACAAGGUCGAAACCAAAGCUACACAUAUUUAUUGAAGUCUUGUUCAGUGGAAAAAGAAAACCAAGGGUUGAGGUUAGCGGAGGGGAAAAAUCAAAACAAGGUGUGGAUGUAAAAUCGAGAGGGUGUGUUUUGGGUGCACCAUCUUAGUUCUCCAAAAUGUCGAGAGGCCUCGUAUGUUCCACGAGCAGACAGCCGAGGUAAUGGGUCUGCUGGCCUGCCUUUGUUCUUAUUGUUGUGCCUUGACGGGACACAGCAGUAAAGGUGAGUAUGGAUCAAGAAGGAAAGUGGCUUUUUCCACAGCGGGGGCUGCUCUAAGUAUUAUUUCAUUUAACCCAGCCCUAGGUGACAGGCACUCUUGUCAUUUUGCAGGGAGCUUGGGAGAGGUGAGAUGAGCAAGCAAGUGGAGAGUGGACCUGAGCCAGGUCUAUCUGGACUCCAGAGACUGCCUUCUGUCCACCUCCCCACCUUGCCUCAGGAAGUGCUGGAAAAAGAAAGAGCAGUUCUCAGUCAGCUUCCUUCUCUCCGAUUCUGGCCUUCAGAGGGCUCUGUUUGAGGCCCAAGCUGUCCAUUUAAAUCAGGGCCAGCUUCAUGGGCAUGUGACCUGCACAGUCCCACAGGGCCCCGUGCUUAGAAGGGCCCUGGUCUUGGGUUUCAUGCGCUGUUCUCCCUGUCUUGGAAUUCUUAAUGAUUUUUGAGGAAGGGGUCUCACAUUUUCAUUUUCACUGGGCCCUACAAAGUAUAUGGCCAGUCCUGGCUUUGAUGUGGAGUGUGUCACCUUUCUUGGUCUUUCUAGGUCCUCAGUAUGCCCGUCAUCUCUGGGGUGGAGGCAUUUGAAAAAUGUGGUUUCAGCCUCAGGCCUACUAGCUGGUACACCGGACUGUUGUUUACCAGCUGUUCGUCUCCUCCUAGCCAGUCACUGUACCUCCUGCUCACUGUCGCCUGCCUCUGUGUCCCCUCAGCAUUGGCCCAGGUGAAAGAGCUUAUCCUGGACAACUGUCGGUCUAAUGAAGGCAAAAUCAAAGGCCUCACAAAUGAAUUUGAAGAACUGGAGUUCUUAAGUACAAUCAACGUAGGCCUCACCUCAGUCGCAAACUUACCAAAGUUAAACAAACUUAAGAAGCUUGAACUAAGCGAUAACAGAAUCUCAGGGGGCCUGGAAGUAUUGGCAGAAAAGUGUCCGAACCUCAUGCAUCUAAAUUUAAGUGGCAACAAAAUUAAAGACCUCGGCACAAUAGAGCCACUGAAAAAGUUAGAAAACCUCAAGAUCUUAGACCUUUUCAAUUGUGAGGUAACCAACCUGAACAACUACCGACAAAACGUGUUCAAGCUCCUCCCACAACUCCGGUAUCUCGAUGGCUACGACCAGGACGAAAAGGAGGCCCCCGAUUCAGACGCCGAGGGCUUUAUAGAGGGCCUGGACGAUGAGGAGGAGGAGGAGGAUGAGGAAGAUUAUGAUGAGGAUGCUCAGCUAGUGGAAGAUGAAGAGGAUGAGGAAGAAGAGGACGAAAGUGAAGAGGAGGACGUGAGUGAAGAGGAAGAGCAGGUCUGUGGCCCGGGGGCACUUCUGAUGUCUGGCGUGCAUCUUCUCUCCUCCGAGGAUGAAGAAGGUUAUAACGACUGGGAAGUAGACGAUGAGGAAGAUGAAGAACAUCUUGGUGGUAUGGCAGCCUUUUUACUCUUGGCUGAAGAAGAAAGGGGUCAGAAGCGAAAACGAGAACCUGAAGAUGAGGGAGAAGAAGAUGACUAAGUGGAUAACCUAUUUUGAAAAAUUCCUAUUGUGAUUUGACUGUUUUUACCCUAACCCCCCCAAAUCCUGCCCCCGAAACUUAUUUUUUUCUGAUUGUAACGUUGCUGUGGGAACGAGAGGGGGAAAGUGUA
This is a messenger RNA of Molossus molossus (Pallas's mastiff bat), 2068 nucleotides long. It is a transcript of the gene ANP32A, whose product is annotated as acidic nuclear phosphoprotein 32 family member A. NCBI's taxonomy places the organism in Eukaryota, Metazoa, Chordata, Mammalia, Chiroptera, Molossidae. The transcript has 7 exons. The record is from RefSeq and is a predicted model, not a curated record. Gene Ontology annotation, biological process: regulation of apoptotic process; nucleocytoplasmic transport. Bases 993 to 1937 code for a protein of 314 amino acids. Gene Ontology annotation, cellular component: perinuclear region of cytoplasm; nucleus. Gene Ontology annotation, molecular function: histone binding.